This is a messenger RNA of Aedes albopictus (Asian tiger mosquito), 1810 nucleotides long. Its product is annotated as facilitated trehalose transporter Tret1-like. Gene Ontology annotation, biological process: transmembrane transport; carbohydrate transport. The coding region runs from base 339 to 1784 and encodes 481 amino acids. The transcript has 6 exons. NCBI's taxonomy places the organism in Eukaryota, Metazoa, Arthropoda, Insecta, Diptera, Culicidae. Gene Ontology annotation, molecular function: sugar transmembrane transporter activity. Gene Ontology annotation, cellular component: membrane. The record is from RefSeq and is a predicted model, not a curated record.
GAAUCGUAAAAUAUACAACAUUCAACAACGCCAUUUACUUGGCUGAAUCAGAUUGCCCGCCCAACUGAUAAGGAUCAGAUGGAGAUUUAGCCUGAUGACAGACAGUAUCAUCUGCAGUCGACCGGUUGAUGUUUGCACAUCACACAUCGUCACCGUGCUGCAGCCAGUAGUGUCCGUCCGAGCUGUAGAGGAAAAAUCAUUCCCAGAACGUGAUCCGGCGGCCAUCGUGACGAAGGAAGCUCUAAGCCGUCAGUAAAUCUCAUUUGCUAUGUGAGGUUGAAUUUACCCAACUCAGCAGGUGCAUCCUGCUCCAUUCUGUCCGAAGAGUGCUACGCGAAAUGGGGUUAAGCCGGUCGGUAGUUGUGGAAAAUUUUCCAUUCAAAUCGGUUCUAAAUCAGUUUUUGGGCGCCAUCGCUGUUAACAUCAUCACAAUCAGCCAUGGGGCGGCCAUCGGAUGGGUGUCGCCGUUUUUGCCCUACCUUCAAUCUAGCGAAUCACAUCUGACGUCCGGCUCGGUGAGCAUCGAGCAGGCAUCCUGGAUUGGGUCUCUCCUGUGCAUCGGAGGGAUGAUUGGAGCUCCGUUGUUUGGGCUGCUGGCUGAUCGAUUCGGUAAAAAGUUGGGCCUGCAGCUAAUCGUAAUUCCUCAUGUGGCUUUCUGGCUAUGCAUUCUCUACGGUCCGAACGUGUACUUCAUCUAUCUCGGUCGAAUCCUGGCCGGCAGUGGAGGAGGUGGAAUCCUGCGAGCAAUCCCUCUAUACAUCGCCGAUAUCGCCCACAGCAAACUACGGGGAAUGCUAGGAUCGGUGUUGGUCAUUUCCCUGAACGUCGGAAUCCUGUUGGGAUUUGUGCUGGGCGAUUCCUUGUCAUACUUUACCGUGCCGUACGUGAUGCUCGUGGCGCCCACCUUGUUUGUCGCGUGCACCUGCUUCCUCCCAGAGACGCCCUACUGUUUGUUGAAACAAAACCGAACCGAAAAAGCCGAAUUAUCCUUGAUGUUCUACCGGGGAGUUGAGGGCCACUUUCAGAAGACCGAUGAUUUUAGGAAAGAGUUUGAGCAGAUGAAAAAAUUGGCACAACUGACAGAAGACCCAUCCGAGGAGCAUAAACUGAGCUGGCGGGAUUUCUGCACGAAGCAAGCCCGCAAGGGACUCGGAAUCGGAAUCUUUUUGAUGGCUCUUAAUCAAUUUUGCGGAGCACUGGCCAUCAUCACAUACUCGGCGAACAUUUUCACAGAAUCCGGCUCUGACCUAUCCCCAAACGUGUCCUCAAUCAUUGUGGCGCUGAUUCAACUGACCGGAACGGCGGUGUCCUUUAUUUUAGUGGAUAAUUUAGGUCGUAAAAUCCUGCUGCUGAUUUCCACCAUAGGAACCACAGCUGGAUUGUUUUCCAUGGGUAUUUUCUCAUUUCUACAGCACAGCGGUCAUGAUCUGAGUGAGCUUGGCUCUUUACCAAUUCUAAGCUUAUCAUUUACUAUUCUAUUCUCAUCGUUUGGUAUUCUACCACUGCCGUAUGUUAUUCUAGCCGAGGUGCUGCCACAGAAAAUUCGUAACGUUGGCAGUACAAUCAGCAUACUGAUGAUAUCGACGAGUGCAUUCGUGGUACUCAAGCUUUUUCCAAUCAUGAUCGACCGAUUACAUCUGUAUGGAGCGAUGUGGUUUCACGCCUCGAUUUGCGCUAUAAGCAUUUUUGUAAUUUUAUUUGCGGUACCAGAAACGAAAGGAAAAGAUUUGUUAACCGUCGAGGAGAAGCCAGAUAUUGUCGAGCGAAAGGAGACUGACAUUUAGAAUAUAGUUGAUGCACUUUACCUAUA